This is a messenger RNA of Coffea arabica (coffee), 1467 nucleotides long. RefSeq names its product beta-amyrin 16-beta-monooxygenase-like. Gene Ontology annotation, molecular function: oxidoreductase activity, acting on paired donors, with incorporation or reduction of molecular oxygen; monooxygenase activity; heme binding. NCBI's taxonomy places the organism in Eukaryota, Viridiplantae, Streptophyta, Magnoliopsida, Gentianales, Rubiaceae. The record is from RefSeq and is a predicted model, not a curated record. Gene Ontology annotation, biological process: sterol metabolic process.
AUGGUGAUGGAAUUUCAGCAUCUCCUUCUGCUUCUUUGGUUUCUAAUUCCAAUCCUAUAUCUGUUUCUUCACAAGUUUAUUUUGAGAAAAAAAUCUCAAAUUUCAAAACCCAACUUAACUGCUGAAAAGCCAAGGCUACCGCCAGGAAGAUCAGGCUGGCCUCUUGUAGGUGAAACAUUGGAUUUUUUCUCCAAAGCUAACCAAGGUUGCCUUCAUAAGUUCGUAGCAGAUAGGAGGAAGAAAUAUUCCUCCAAUAUUUUCAGGACAUCAUUGAUUGGAUUCCCUGUGGCCAUCUUAUGUGAUGCUGAGGGCAACAAAUUUCUGUUCUCCAACGAGAAUAAGCUUUUCAAGCAUUGGUUGCCAAGCGCAUUUGACAAACUCUUUCCCAAGUCAAAUAACAAGCUCAACACUAACCACUCAAAAUCACUGCGUAAACUCCUGGCGUUCAUUCUUAAGGGCGAUGUGCUUCGAGAGUACGUUGGUGAAAUGGAUGAAGUAAUGAAACAUCAUCUGCAAACAGAUUGGAAUUGCGAAAGAGUAAAGGUUAGUGAUGUUGCAAGAAAGUUUGUAUUGAAAUUGGAAUGUCAUAUAUUCUUAGGAAUCGAGAAUCAAGGAAAGAUUGAUAAACUUCUAAAGGGUAUCGAGGAGGUAACGGAUGGUAUGCAUUCAAUACCCUUAGAUGUUCCAGGAUCAGCUUUCCGUCGCGCCAUUAAAGCAUCAAAGCUGAUGCGGGAAGAGUUUGAGGAAAUGAUUAGGCAAAGAAAGAUUGACCGCCUGGAUUCAUCUUCAGGAAAAGACUUCAUAUCUCACGCUCUUCAAGCUACAGAUGACAAUGGACAGUUGUUUAAUGAAGCAGACAUUGCUAGCCAUUUACUAGGUGCGCUUCAGGCUGCCUAUGGAACCUUACACCACAGAAUCACCAACAUCAUGAUGUAUCUAACAGAGCAUCCAGAUGUUUAUAACUUGGUCUUAAGAGAGCAAAAAGAAAUUGCACGUCUAAAGAAAUCAAAAGACAGACUCAGUUGGGAGGAUCUAAGGAAGAUGAAGUAUUCAUGGAAUGUUGCAUGUGAAGCUCUGAGACUGAAAUCACCAGCACUCGGGGGAUUCAAGGAGGCAAUUACUGAUGUGGACUAUGGAGGAUAUACAAUCCCUCAAGGAUGGAUGAUGCACUGGAAUGCGCAUGCCACGCACAUGAACCCAGAAUACUUUCCUAACCCUGAAAAGUUUGAUCCAUCAAGGUUCCAAGGGGAUGGUGGUCCAUCUUCUUAUACAUUUGUCCCCUUUGGGGGAGGAGCACAUAUGUGCCCUGGAUAUGAAUAUGCAAGGCUAGCCAUAUGCAUUUUUCUGCAUAAUGUGGUGACUAAGUUCAGAUGGGAAAAGCUGAUUCCCAAUGAGAAGAUCUUGCAUUAUCCAAUUCCCCGCCCAGCCCAGGGCCUUCCAGUUCUCCUUUAUCCUCUUGCAAUAUAA